AGCAUGGGAAAACUGCAAAAUUAUCCUGCAACACAAUAUGCUUUUCCAUUACUGUAGUAGACUUUUGAACAUUGACUUUUAAGCAUUGACAGGAAACUGUGUAGCAAGAAAAGGAAGCGUUUUUGUGUCUGAUAUCAAUCAUGUUGCUUCAACUCUUUCUAACGGUAUAGGAUUUGAAUGUCUUUUCACGUCGUGAAACAUCUUUGUAAGUUUUUUUCAAUAGACUAUUUAAUGUAUUCACACGUGACACGGAACACGACUUGAAACAUUGCAUUUACCGAUACUGUAAAGCGAUGUUCAGUCAAACAGACAGAGCUUAAGGGUUAAGUUUAUUUUCUGCUUUCUCUGUACGCGUGCCAGGAUUACUAUAUUGGGACAUUUGACAGUGCAAAACAGAAAGCGACGCUAUAGUUCGAACUACUACUGCUAUUAGGAAACUUGCACCACAAGUAUUUUGAAGUUUGUGAAACUGAAGUCACAUGAAACUUCUUCUAAAUCGACAAGUGGCUGUCUAAGGUAAAAGGCAAUUGUAGAAAAAGGUUCUGACUCAAACUAAGCCGGCCGUGGGGAAUGAGGAAAAGCAGGAGCUCCCUGUGCUUUCUGCCAUCGGAGCACUCCCGUGACUCAGCUGAGCUCCAUGCUGCUAACCUGGAUCCUGGGCUGGGGGCAGUCAGGCGCAGGUGCUCAGGGACCCCUCAGCUCCCCCCCUUAUCACAGCGCCGCUCAAGUCAAGAUUGCAGUAAAGUUCUGGAUCCGGAGUGCUCCAGACCAGCCUUCUUCAUGCUUGGAGACAGAAGCCUGACAACCAUCAAAAGCUCACUAUUAGAAGCAAGCUUUGAUGUUGAGAAUGGCCUGUCGGUGGGACGGAGCCCCCUGGACCCCCAGGCUAGUCCAGGGUCCGGCCUCAUCCUGCAAGCCAACUUCCCCCACAGCCAGCGGCGGGAGUCCUUCCUGUACCGGUCAGACAGCGACUUUGACCUGUCCCCCAAAGCCAUGUCCAGGAACUCGUCCACCACCAGUGAGCUACACGGAGAAGACAUGAUUGUAACCCCAUUUGCACAAGUGCUGGCCAGCUUGCGAACAGUUCGGAGUAACUUUGCAGUCCUGACUCACCUACAGGAGCGAGUGACCAACAAGAGAUCAUCGGGCAGCAAUCCCCCAUCCAUGUGUAAAGCAAAUCUCCCAGAGGAGACCUAUCAGAAACUGGCGAUUGAGACGCUGGAAGAGCUGGACUGGUGUCUGGACCAGCUCGAGACUCUGCAGACCCGCCACUCUGUCAGUGAGAUGGCCUCCAACAAGUUUAAAAGGAUGCUGAAUCGAGAGCUGACACACCUAUCAGAAACCAGCCGGUCUGGGAACCAGGUCUCCGAGUUCAUAUCAAACACAUUUUUAGAUAAACAGCAUGAAGUGGAAAUCAUGUCUCCGAUACAAAAAGACAAGGACAAGACAAAGCAGCCGAUGUGCCAGAUUAGUGGGGUUAAGAAGUUAACACACAGUACCAUCCUGAACACCUGCAGUAUCCCUCGCUUCGGAGUCAAGACCGAUAAGGAAGGACCUUUGACAAAGGAACUAGAAGAAAUCAACAGAUGGGGCCUUGAUGUUUUUAAGAUAGCAGAGUAUUCUGGAAAUCGGCCAUUAACAGUUGUAAUGUACACCAUCUUCCAGGAGAGAGACCUGUUGAAGUCCUUUAAGAUCCCUGUCGACACGUUUAUCACCUUCAUGAUGACCCUGGAAGAUCACUACCACUCGGACGUGGCGUAUCACAACAACAUCCACGCAGCUGACGUGGUCCAGUCUACCCACGUGCUCCUCUCCACACCAGCACUGGAGGCUGUGUUUACAGACCUAGAGAUCCUGGCUGCUAUCUUUGCCAGUGCGAUCCAUGACGUUGAUCACCCGGGGGUAUCGAACCAGUUUCUAAUCAACACAAACUCGGAGCUGGCCCUGAUGUACAACGACUCCUCAGUGCUGGAGAAUCAUCACCUGGCCGUGGGCUUCAAGCUGCUGCAUGAGGAGAACUGUGACGUCUUCCAGAACCUGAGCAAGAAGCAGAGGCAGUCGCUCCGGAAGAUGGUCAUCGACAUGGUACUGGCGACAGACAUGUCAAAGCACAUGAACCUGCUGGCUGAUUUGAAAACUAUGGUGGAGACCAAGAAAGUGACGAGUUUAGGGGUCCUGCUGCUGGAUAACUACUCCGACCGAAUACAGGUUCUUCAGAACAUAGUGCACUGCGCUGACCUCAGCAACCCCACCAAGCCUCUGCAGCUGUACCGGCAGUGGACAGACCGUAUCAUGGUGGAGUUCUUCACACAGGGGGACCGCGAGCGCGACAAGGACAUGGAGAUCAGCCCCAUGUGUGACAAGCACAAUGCCUCCAUCGAGAAGUCGCAGGUGGGCUUCAUCGAUUACAUCGUGCACCCGCUGUGGGAGACCUGGGCUGACCUGGUGCACCCCGACGCCCAGGAUAUUCUGGACGCGCUAGAGGACAACCGGGAGUGGUACCAGAGCAUGAUCACGCACAGCCCCUCACCUCCUCCCCAGGAGAGGGAGAAGGAGGGGGGAGCGGCCGGGGAGAAGUUCCAGUUUGAGCUGACGCUGGAGGAGGAGGAGGAGUCCGACACAGAGCAGGAUGACAUGGAGAGUCCCGUGGACGAGGAGACCAGCGACUCCAGGACGCCCGUCACAGACAACUCGGAGAGUGGAGAAGGAAUCCCGGGGGCUGCCACAGCUCAGGACAGCAUCACGGCCUGUGCAAAAGCCACGAUGAACGUCGAUAACCACAACCCGGCACGCAGAACGUUAGCCAGAUGUGGCAGUAUGAAUGUGCCAGAGGCAGAGACUCGAGCAAUGAGCGUGGAGGAAAAGGACUAUUUAGUAGACAAAGAAGGAAAUGUUAUGUAUCUUCCGCUGGGAACAUAACACAUGCGCGUUUUCAUUUACAGCUUUGCAAAAAGAAAAAGGAUCCCGUCUGUAACAGUAGCCUUGCACUGGAAUUGUUCACUUGGAACUCCUUAAAUGUAGGAUUUAUUUUUCUUCCUAAUGACCAACAAAUACAAGCUACUUGUUCUUGUUAAUCCUUGAAGAAGAUGACACCAGCGUGCUUGAUGUCUCGUGAUGGUGUCACGACAGGCACAGCGAUGGUUUUGGUCAAUGAUGGCACAUCAGGCUGUGAACAGUGGAAGAGAAAAAGGAAUUCUAUUGAAAUUGUCUUCCUUCAAUUGGUGUACAGACACGUUUGUAAACUUGGUCUAGGAGCUUUUGUAGCAGGUAACCCCUGAAAUUCCGCAAAGACUAUUUGAUAAUUUUAACAGAUAUUUUCACAAGCGUUUAAUUUCAGUUGUUUUAUUUAGUUAUUUUUUUAACCUCACUUUCCGCAAGUUUUUUGAAAACGCAUUAUAACGCUCACUACACUUAACCUGCAAUUUUACCAAAAAUACUGAUCUGAAUUGAAAAACAAAAAAAAUACAUCACACAACAGAAACCUCAGGUUAUGAAGGAGAACCACAAACACAGAAUAUAGUCUUUUAAUGUAGCAAGUCGUUCUUGGGUAUCCCUAGUUAUAGAACUGCACUGUAUAAUGGGGUAUUAAAAGGGAUUCACCCUCAGAUUCAAGUCACUCUGUGAAGAUUUACUGGGGGAAACCAAUUCUAAACAUCUAAAUCAGAAUGUAUUAGUCUUUAUAAAAUUAGGGAUACCCAGUUGAUUUUAUAAAGAGCCUCCACUUUCAUUUUUCUAUGUAAAGCUAGGUUUCGUUACACUGUUUUUUUUACACUGGUUUUGUCACUUGCUGUUAUGCUGUUUUAGCUACAAUAACCAAUAAUUGCCUCAUUAGCCAAUUGUUCUCGCAUGUUGUAUGUCGCAUGCAACUGUUUACCUUCUACCACACUAUAAAUUCACUUCCUGUGUUACACUGGAAGUGAAUGGGGGAACUUCUACGGCUAGAUUCACAGCCCCCAAUUCGCACUACUCUUGGACUUGUGUUACCCAAGGCAGACCAAGAGGGUGUGGGAAACCAAAAGAUGAGCCACAAGACAAGAAGGGGCUUGUGAAAGUUCUGGACACGCCUUUGUUCUGAGAUACCUUUGAUGUUCUGUAUUGCCAGUGUCCCUGACAGAGUGCACUUCAAUGCUGCCUUUACACUACCACUUUACCCCUAGCCAGUGUAGCUCUACAAUUACCUGGGCUCAGCCAUGCCACCUACAGUACACAACUCGUAAUAGUAAUGAAUGAUACACCCUAAAAACUGCCCAACACAGGGCUUAAGAGCAACCGCACCCUCUUUCUUGUGCUGAAGAUCGUGGCUCGUUUGCCUGUCAUUAAUAAAAAUUACUUCAGAACCAUAAAAAUGGCAAUGUAAUUUAAAAUCCCUGGUCAUCUCUCCUUUGAAGAUGAUAUAUACUAUAGCUUUGUUUGACCUUUUAUCUUACCUGUUUCACAUUGUUUGCAAUAGUUCCAAGCAUUUCUGAUGUAUGUUGCUCCAAUAAGGAGUUGUAUUCAAUCGUUCACUAUUUAGUUUUCAGCGAAGUAAUUUAUUCCAUUUAUUGAAUGCUAAGGGCUCACGCGCUAUUUCCUUAAUACUGAAACACCUGUGUAUGGGAAAUGCUUUUUGUUUCAGUUACAAUUGAAUUUCAUGUGGAGUUUGUGUUUAGUUUUUUUUAAUUAUAUUUUUUAAGUUGAAACACUCUCCUACCAAAAUCUUAUUCUGAAUGAAUCUGAUGUGUCAUCGCCCUCCCCUGCUCCGUGCCACAGCGCUGUGUCAUUGCAGCCAUGUAUUAUCAAGUUUAUUACCCCCCACACACACACAUGCGGUUAAGUUAGAAAUUACAUUUUUUUUUUUUUUAAGAAAUAAAUACUUUUAUAAAGCAGUUUUGAACUUCUGGAAGGAUUUUAAAUUAACAGUGUGUUAAUAAACCACGUCUGUUCUGCACAUUGUGCAGUAAAUGCCACUAUACUAAAAACUACAAAGAUACAUAUUGUUAUUGCACAUGGUACCUUAGCAAACAAACAAAUAUAAAUAAUGAAACAAAGAACAAAGAAGUGUCAGUAAUGAGUGUGAAGGUGCAUUACUGAGCCCUGGCAUUGAUUUGCCAGGGCUCAGUAAAAUACUGUCUUUUCAAUAAGAAACAGUUUGCAGCCGACAAAAAACAACAACAUGUCUGAAAACAGCAUGUCUAAAAACAACAUGUCUGUGUGCAGCCCCUCCCUCUUACCUGGACCCCAGCAGACUAACAGGACUCACUCAUCCCCCUAUCUUCCUUUUGAAAUAGAAAAAACAUCAAUUCGUCACGAUCCCCCUGCUCUGUACAUGCAAAAAAACAAAAAAAAACUAAAAUAGUCUCGGUCUCUGUGCUUGAAACUGUAUAUACAAACGCAGGCACACAGUGAUGUAUGUAUAUAUCUGAAAUUACAAAGCAAUUUGAAAAAUGUAUAAAAUGAAUUUCUAAAAUCUACACAUUUUUCCCUAUUCUUACGUCUCCUCGUCCCCUCUGCUUCUCAGGAUUAUUGGUUUUGUAUUUUAAAGUUAAACGAUUCAAGUUUAAUCACAUGUAAGGAUACCCUGUGAUCUUCAAAGAGACAUGAGAUUUAAACUGUCUGGGGUGCAUGUGUAACCCAACCCAAUGUAGCCAGACUGCUAAAACAAGUCAAUUCAUACAUACAGCCCCAGGAUAGUCAAUCAAUUGCAUUAUUUAAAACUAAAACAAACUGAGCAAUAUUAAUUCUGUAUUGAUAAACACAUUGUGAUGCCUAAGUCCAAUCAAAAUGAAUUUACUCAUUUGAUAAAUGGUGUAUGGCAUUCAUUUUUAUUUCCACCCCAAAAUGUUUUUUUCAAGUAAAUUUGGGAAUUCGUACUCCAAAAACUAGCAGUAAAUGUAUUCCCCACUCCAUGCAUAAAUACAUAUUUAAAUGUUCUCAUUUAUGUCAGGCUUUUAAGUGUAUGCCAAUUGUACAUAGCUAUAUAUAUAUAUAUAUAAUCUGUGCACAAUGUGUAAUAACCAAGACUUAAACAACACUCUUACUUCUUAUUCUCACAAGACCCUUACUGUGUUGAUGUUUGUUUUACUUUCACUCAAGUGAAAUCUCUUUCUUUCAACACUUCGAUCUUCGGUGUUGAGAUCAAAUAAAUGAUUCAACAAAUCCUACUUUCUGUUAUUAAAAUAAGUGUCAUUUUAAUGCCAUGAAACAGUGCCCUUGCAUUGACAGUAUAGCAUUUCGAAUGUAAGCAUUAUAUUCUUAUUAUUUAGAUGAUGAAGGCAAUGGUAGCAGCAGGUCCAGUACCACAUGGGAAAGCCUUCUAUGAGAGGGCACUGUUCUAUUAAAAAAGGGAAAAAACUGCGGCUAGCAGCUUGUAUACCAAGCACUCAAAUUGCAGAGCAUAUUACAAGCCUAUAGUAGCACAGGCUUUAGACGACUGCAACAAAUCAGGUACACUGAGAGGCUUACAAAGAUGGAAAGUGAAAAUUAAAGAAAAAAAACCUUCCAGAUUGAUUUGAAUCCGCGCUGAUGACAGGAUAACCCCGGAAGGAAGUGAAUUUAUAGCGUGGUGGUAGGAAAACUUAGCAUCAGUAAAAAUGGUUAACAGCAAUAAGGGAUCUGUAAGAAUGCUAGUGAGAGACGAGAACAAUGUUACACCGUUACAACCCCAAUUCACUGAAGUGCGCUUUGCAAUAUUUCUCACUCAUUUAACAGGUGCCAUUGAAAUGUUAUGAACCAGCGAACUCUGUAUGACACCUUGUAUUAUUAUUAUUAUCAUUAUUAUUAUUGUCCUGUACAUUAUGUAAAGUUUGCUAUUUAUUCUUUGUAUGUGUCGCUCUGAAACAAGUGCUGUAAAGAGCCCUAUAUUCUCAGUACCAGAACCUGAACUUUCAUGUGUACAUUUCAAAAGGUGGACGCCAUGGUUUUCUGCAGAUGUCUUCAACCCGUCUGAAUGUUUGUUAGUUUGUAAACCAUGCUCCAAUGCCUGUAAAGCCUCCGGAAUUCACUUUGUCUUGAAGGAGUAGAAAUGUUUUUACCAUAUUUGCUCAAAAUAGAGCCCAGGUGUUUAUUUGCUCGAUUUUCUCUUUACCUUAUUUGGAUAAGGGCAUCAAUUAGAGAGUAGGUGCUAAUUGGCUCCUGUGAAAUCAUCGAUGCA
Molecule: messenger RNA, 7129 nt
Organism: Acipenser ruthenus (sterlet)
Lineage: Eukaryota; Metazoa; Chordata; Actinopteri; Acipenseriformes; Acipenseridae
Product: cAMP-specific 3',5'-cyclic phosphodiesterase 4D-like
Exons: 17
Coding region: 571-2919 (782 amino acids)
Biological process (GO): signal transduction
Cellular component (GO): cytosol; nucleus; perinuclear region of cytoplasm
Molecular function (GO): 3',5'-cyclic-AMP phosphodiesterase activity
Source: RefSeq, a predicted model, not a curated record